UGCUUUGUCUAAACGUCAAAAUAAUCGCAAAUGACCUCCGAAUGGUACGAAAAAUUCAAAACAGCAAAUCUCCUAGCAAAAAAUCCCGAAAAACUGAUGCCGAUGCGGACGGGGAUGUGAUGUUCGGCUCGCACACGCGCGAUUCCGUGCACAAGAGGAAUUUGUACAUAGUCUCGUUUCCCGUCAUAUUUCUGUUCACAAUUUUACGUUCUUUGUUGUAUCAAAUAUUCAUAAUUUUGCGUUUUAUUUAUUGUCGUUCGUCUAGUUACAUUAUUUAUACUUGUCACGAACCUACGGUUUCGGAAGAAACGGAGCCCAAUAAAUACAUUUUGGUUGAAGAAAUUACGGAGAUGGCUCAAGUGAGGGCUGUGGGGCCUGGCCCUGGAGAUCCGCUUUUGGCCAAGCAGAAACACCAUCAUAGAAGGGCGUUUGAGUAUAUUUCCAAAGCGUUGAAGAUUGAUGAAGAGAAUGAAGGGCAAAAGGAUUUAGCUAUCGAGCUCUACCGAAAGGGAAUUACUGAACUGGAGCUUGGAAUAGCAGUACAAUGUUGGGGUGGAAAAGGGGAAGUGUGGGAGAGAGCACAACGCCUGCAUGAGAAAAUGAAAACUAAUUUGGCCAUGGCUAAGGAUCGUUUACAAUUUUUAGAAAGUCAGUGUAGGCUGGGACAAAUGGAUAUUCAAUCAAAAUCUACUCCUAAGUUAAGCUUAACUAGUAACAUACCCACAUACAAAGUAAAUGUUCCUGACUCAUCAGCUUCAGGAAGGAAGUUGACAGUGGCCAGCAGACGCCCCACAAAUGUCCCUCUCUCGAAGAGCCAGACCUUGCCACGAUCUAUGGGUUCCCGUUCUGCUCCAAUUCAGCCCGUGAGACCAUUCAAUAAGACUUCAUCUACCCCACCAACCAUCAAAAAACAGUUUUCAAUCCCAGGAAAUUCGGGAUCACCUGCAAGGAAGCUGAGUGGCAGUAACAGCACAGUGAAACCUACAAAGAGGGUGCCGGCACUAAGAGGGGUAGAUCCUAAGUUGGCACAAUGUAUUUUGGAUGAGAUUGUGGAAGGUGGCCCGCCAAUUCAGUGGGACGACAUUGUCGGCCAAGAAAGAGCAAAGCAAGCCUUACAGGAAAUGGUUAUACUGCCAUCUUUGCGCCCCGAACUUUUUACAGGCCUGCGCACCCCUGCUAGGGGGCUGCUUCUAUUUGGACCUCCUGGCAACGGAAAAACGUUAUUAGCAAGGGCUGUCGCGAACGAAUGUCAGGCGACAUUUUUCUCUAUAAGCGCCGCCAGUCUAACUUCCAAAUACGUCGGGGAUGGAGAAAAAAUGGUGAGGGCAUUGUUCGCCAUUGCCCGAGAACUGCAACCCUCUAUAAUAUUUAUCGACGAGGUCGAUUCGCUACUGUCGGAACGAUCGACUAAUGAGCACGAGGCCAGUCGCCGCCUAAAAACCGAAUUCCUUGUGGAAUUUGACGGGUUACCCAGCAACCCGGAAAGCGAGAGGGUGAUAAUAAUGGCAGCGACGAAUCGACCACAAGAGCUGGACGAGGCUGCGCUGAGAAGAUUUACAAAGAGAGUAUACGUAACCCUACCAAAUCUGGAGACCCGGGUCAAACUACUGAAAAAAUUGCUCUCAAAGCAGGGUUGCAGCCUAACCCAGCCAGAGCUUAAACGGCUAGCCACUUUAACGGAAGGAUAUUCAGCGAGCGAUCUUACAGCAUUGGCGAAAGACGCAGCCUUAGGUCCUAUAAGGGAACUUCAACCGGAACAGGUAAAAGAGAUGGAUCCAAACUCAUUGAGGCAUAUAACUAUGGGUGACUUUUUGGAAUCUUUGAAACGUAUCAGGAGAAGUGUAUCGCCCCAGAGCCUGGUCGCUUAUGAGAAGUGGUCCCUUCAGUAUGGAGAUGUCUCAAUAUAAUACCUUGUUUUCAUGUUUAGGUGUGCUUGUACUACCAUCGUUUUAGAAUUGUUUUUAUCUGUGAUACCCGAUAUUCCUCUAUAAUCUCGUUUAAGUUGUGUUAUAAUUGAUUGUACCUUAAUAUCUUUUAAUUUCUUCGCGCUUAA
Messenger RNA from Cylas formicarius (sweet potato weevil), 2053 nucleotides. RefSeq names its product spastin. The transcript has 8 exons. Gene Ontology annotation, cellular component: microtubule cytoskeleton. The record is from RefSeq and is a predicted model, not a curated record. Lineage: Eukaryota; Metazoa; Arthropoda; Insecta; Coleoptera; Brentidae. Gene Ontology annotation, molecular function: microtubule severing ATPase activity; ATP hydrolysis activity; ATP binding. Bases 42 to 1907 code for a protein of 621 amino acids.